Molecule: messenger RNA, 2560 nt
Organism: Leguminivora glycinivorella
Lineage: Eukaryota; Metazoa; Arthropoda; Insecta; Lepidoptera; Tortricidae
Exons: 4
Coding region: 34-1089 (351 amino acids)
Cellular component (GO): plasma membrane
Molecular function (GO): protein binding
Source: RefSeq, a predicted model, not a curated record
AACUAAAAUAAAGUGCGCUGUGAGCGCAAAGAGAUGGCGUGCGCCGACGGCACCUGUAUACCGAGGGACUGGAUCUGUGACGGCGCUCAUGACUGCCCCGCCGGCGAGGAUGAGAAUAUAUGCGGGACUUGCAUGCCGCACGAGUUCCGCUGCGAAUCAGGAACAUGCAUCCACUCCCGCUGGAAGUGCGACGGGUACGCUGACUGCCCCGACGGAGACGACGAGAGUGAGGCGAUGUGUGGCGGUGUUCGUGAGGAUCUGGGCGAGGAACCUGCUGGCUCAGCACCCGCACCAGCUGUGCACCGGCCUAAUAGAGUGCCAGCACCUCACAAGGCGCGGUCAGGAGACGAUAGCAGCAAGGAACUGCUCAUGACCAGUGACAGCACCAACGCUCUGAAAAGAAACUUCACCCGGCGCCCAUCGUUGUCUCGACUGACACCGUACUCUCCCGCCAUGCUUCAAGCCACAAAAGUUAAAAGAACUGAAUCCGAAGACGAUGCCCCCAAAAAGACUAACAGAAGACUCAACACUGAAGAAGAAAAUGAAGACAUACAACCAGAUGAUCUCACUGUCCUCGAAGACAUGAAAGUAGAUACAGAAUUGCAAGAAAAACACAAGAGGGCUGAAGAGCGCCCGAGCCGUCCGGCCAAUUUAAGUUCUAAGAACCAGACUAAAGUCACUUAUAAAAAUUUGACUAGACCAAAUCCAUUACAAGGAAGAGCGCCGAUGCCACGUCCUAAACCGGCAAAGGUUGAACACCCCGCGAUGCUGGCUUAUCCUGCGGAAGCUACCAAGCUGGACCAGUCCAUCAACAAGUUAGAACGAGUGAUCAAUGGAGCAGACUUGAUGAGGAUGCUUUCACAGAAAGCCCAACGGCCCAGCCCGACGACGGAGUCCGGGGAGUCCGUAGAGAACACGACGCCGGAGCGCGCCGAGCCGGACAAGUACGGGCGCGCCACCGCGCACGCCUCGCCCUGCCCGGACAGCGAGCUGCGCUGCGUGGACGGCCGCUGCAUCACGCUCGCGCAGCUCUGCGACGGCACCAUCGACUGUAGCGACCACGCGGAUGAGGACAACUGCUACACGUGAAAUAUCACUGUUGUUUAAGGCUCGCGUAGACGGCGCGCGAACUUGCAUGCGAUUUUAGAUUCAAACCAAGUUGGCAGCGAUUUUAAUAACGGUGCAGUUGUUAUUUUAAACUUGACACAUCUAUAAUUACUUACCUAUGAUAUUUAAUUACUUAACGCUUGCGCAGGCGGCGCUAAAAUAUCCUUGCCGACAUAGCUUGGUUUGACUUUAGUUACAUUGUAGUACACCAAUGAAACCGCAACAUAAUGAAAAUAGCAUGCGAGUUUUCGCACCGUAGGUACAAAUGGGCCCUAAAUGUUGAAAAGUGUAUGGUUCUCAACCUUUGAGAAACUGGUAUUUAUAUUUGAAAUUGGUAUUAUGGAAAGUUGGACUCUGAUUGAGAACCCAGUAACUGAUUUUGUAUUUUUACUAAAUAUGUCUGCGUAUGUUGCUGCCCGGCUAAUGUUAUGGCUAAUAAAGUAAUGUUGCCAACAUUCAAAUAAAAUAUACUAAUUUAUCUUCACUUGCAAAUAGAGAAACUUUUUAUGUCCAUUCAUCCUUCUAUAUUAGUUAAACUUUGAUUUAUACAUACAUAUAACAUUUUAGAUUACGCACAGAAACACGAAACAAAAUGCAGAAUAUUAUUUCACUAUAUUUGUACAUACACUGACAACAAGUUUAAACGCGAGAUCUGAUUAGAUUUAAGAUUUGUAUGAAUUGUGAGUUGACUUCGUCAGUCCGUCCAUAACCGUCCAUAAGAUUAUGUAAAGAUUGAAUCUCUGUAGGUACACAGUGACGGUACCGAUAUGUAGUUAUUAUACGCUGUGAUAAAGUGCAUGGGAGGGGAAACGUUAUAAAUCUAAAUGUUUAUAAUAAGUUCAAAUUCGUCUAUUUAGGUUAAGGUUUCUUCGCAUAGUUUUAAGUUUUGGUGAAUCUCAAAUUUAUUUGUGCCUUAUUUUCCUCUUGACGUUACGUUUUUUUUUUCGCUGUGGCACUGAUUUUUCAUUUUUUAUUGACUGACUAUCAGUUGUUUCGCAAUGAGCAUUUGUAAAUAGAUUAAUUUAUGUAAGUUAAGCUACUAACUCUAACACUAUUUAUAAUGUUAAUAAUAUUCCUAUACUUCAAUUUUGGGACUAAUUUCCACAAACAUAUUAGACAAGCACAUUAAUACUCUUGAAAAAGAAACUUCAAUUAAAACAAGAGUAGGUAAUAUGUACGUAAAUGCAAAAUGUGUAAAUUUAGCUUAGGUUUAUAAAGAUUUUGGUAAGAAAAUCCAAAGUAAUGUCAUAAUAUAUCAUCGAAAUGUAUCAAAUAUACUGGAGUUUACUUGCAAUUUAUUGAAACCCAGGUACCUUGAUAAUCGUUUAUACUCGGUUAUAUUAUAGGUAUGCAAUUUACCAACAGUUUUUAGGUAAGUUACCUCUAUUUACUUGUAUCUAUAAUAGACGUAGAAUAUAAGUUUUUGUACGACAAUAAAUCAUUAUGCCAUGUU